Messenger RNA from Cyclopterus lumpus (lumpfish), 4190 nucleotides. RefSeq names its product protein phosphatase, Mg2+/Mn2+ dependent, 1Bb (gene ppm1bb). Gene Ontology annotation, biological process: negative regulation of canonical NF-kappaB signal transduction; positive regulation of canonical NF-kappaB signal transduction; positive regulation of canonical Wnt signaling pathway. The transcript is spliced from 7 exons. The record is from RefSeq and is a predicted model, not a curated record. Lineage: Eukaryota; Metazoa; Chordata; Actinopteri; Perciformes; Cyclopteridae. Bases 475 to 1932 code for a protein of 485 amino acids. Gene Ontology annotation, cellular component: cytosol; nucleus. Gene Ontology annotation, molecular function: manganese ion binding; magnesium ion binding; protein serine/threonine phosphatase activity.
GUUCAGCACCCAAAGUCGAAGGAUAGCUCUGGCCUUUCAAUUGAAGAAAGUGCUAGAUUUGUCAGCGUAGUAUAAUAUAACCAAUUCUCCGUGUCCGCAUUUGCUUCGGAACGAUCGGAAUAGUCUUCAUUUUAUGUGAGAGACAGAACUGGCGUCAAACAUGCGUAAAAAUCAACGCUGUCCAAGCAGGGAACCACCGAGAAAGGAAUUAUCGCCGCUCAUCUGAGGCCAAUCUCGAUUUUUUUUUUUUUGUCAAAUAAGGAAACAUAACACAGCUAGCUCGCCGACGUUAGCUCCGUAGAUAGCCAGGUUAACCGACACGUCUUCACACAAAAAACAGAAUCCAGCAGAUAAUCAAGAUUGGAUCUACAUUCGCAACAGCAGGAAAACGAUGGCCAACUUUAACCAACGUUUAAGAUAGAGGCAAAGAGACAGAUUUCAUUCCCAUUGAGCUCUUUGCGGCUAUAGGCAGCAAUGGGUGCAUUCCUGGACAAGCCGAAGACAGAGAAGCAUAGUGCCCACGGUGAGGGCAAUGGGAUGCACUAUGGCCUGAGCUCCAUGCAGGGCUGGCGGGUGGAGAUGGAGGACGCCCACACAGCUGUAGUGGGCCUCCCCCAUGGACUCACCGACUGGUCCUUCUUUGCCGUCUACGAUGGCCACGCAGGCUCCCGGGUAGCCAACUACUGCUCCGGCCACUUGCUGGAACACAUCUUGUCAGGAGGGGCCGACUUCAGUUCAGGAUCCGGCUCCGUAGAAGGAGUGAAGGACGGCAUCCGCUCGGGCUUUCUGAACAUUGACGAGUACAUGCGCAGCUUCUCUGACCUGCGGCAGGGCCUGGACCGCAGUGGAUCAACAGCCGUGUGCGUGUUGCUCAGCCCGAGCCACCUCUACUUCAUUAACUGCGGAGACUCGCGGGCCGUGCUGUGUCGAGACACCAAAGUGGGCUUCUCCACCCAGGACCACAAGCCCUGCAACCCCCGUGAAAAGGAGCGCAUCCAGAACGCUGGCGGCUCAGUCAUGAUCCAGAGGGUAAACGGCUCCUUGGCUGUGUCCCGGGCCCUGGGGGACUACGACUACAAAUGUGUGGAUGGUAAGGGCCCCACGGAGCAGCUGGUGAGCCCUGAGCCCGAGGUGUAUGUGUUGGAGCGCGCGGCCGAAGGAGACGAGUUUGUAGUGCUGGCAUGUGAUGGAAUCUGGGAUGUCAUGUCCAACGAGGAGCUGUGUGAGUUUGUCCGCUCACGACUUCUGGUGUGUGAUGACCUGGAGAAGGUCUGUAACUCUGUGGUGGAUACCUGUCUGCAUAAGGGGAGCAGGGACAAUAUGAGUGUGGUGUUGGUGUGUUUACCCGGAGCGCCCAAGAUCUCAGAGGAGGCUGUGAAGAAAGAAGAGGAAUUGGAUAAGUACCUGGAGACCCGUGUUGAGGAGCUACUGGGGAACUGUGGGGAGGCGGGAGUCCCUGACCUGGUGUCUGUCCUGAGGAGCAUUGCCACAGAGAACACCCCCAACCUUCCACCUGGCGGAGGCCUGGCCAGCAAACGGAGCGUGAUCGAGGCGGUAUACAACAAGCUGAACCCCCACAGAGAAGAGGAAGGGGCCUGUGCGGGGGGAGAGGAGGAGAGUGAGGAGGGAGGUGGCAGCACGGCGGCUCAUCUGCUGGAGGCUCUGCGGCAGUUCCGCCUGCACCACCGGGGGCAGUACCACUCAGUGCUGGAGGAGUCCCUGGCCGCCUACACACUGCGGGGGGAGAGCACUGUGGAGGGAGCAGGGGAGGGCAGGAGGACCUCAGAUGACGAUGACGACGACGAAGGUGGCGGCCAGCGGCAGCCCGCUUCCCCUCCCUCUCCCCCCUCGCCCCCGCCCUCACCUGCCACUGCAGAGCCGGAGGCUAGCCAAGAUGCGCCCGCCCCCGAGUCCGAUCCCUCCUCUGACUGAGCACCCCGUCCGCAUACCUUACCCAACCCUAAAGCUCUAGUCAGUUGUGCUGUGACCUCUCCUCCUCUUUCCUUCAUCACAGAACUUGAAUGGACACAUCGGCCACUUCCGGCUCUAUCAUGGUCUGCAUUUACAGCUGCCAAUUUCAUUCAUGAAUAUUUUAGUAAUGCAAUGGAAAUCAAAAUGGCCCUUCUGUCUCUUCAAGUUCUGUCGCCGAGCCACGUAUUUACCUUUAACCUAAUAAGGACGCUUUCUUUCCCCUGUCCUCUGACCACCUCGGCUUGGAUUUCUAAACUUGCCAGCCACUUUUACCACCUGACCACACAGACUGAUGUUUUACAAUAUAAAAUAAUCAUUAGCAAAUUAUUAUUACACGCAAAAUUGGCUGGUGAAGCAAAGAUUAACCUUGCACUCGAUGGCCUAGAUUUACUAUUAUUGGCUUCUGGCUGAUUUCCCACUUGACCCCCUCCCCUCCCCUCUCCUACACCCCCCUCAACCUCACCCCCUCCCACACCUGCUUACAGUGGACAAACUGACAAAGAAAAGGAGACCCUCUGAACUGAAGCUGUGUUCAACUCACUGUACUGUCUCCAGGCCUACUCAAUCUACAAACUCAGAACACACUCUUUUGCGUUUGCGUGUGCGUGUGUGUGUGUGUAUAUGUGUGAGUGCGUGCGUGCGUGUGUCCGUCUGUGUGUCUGCAUGGGUUUGAGUGACGGAGAAAGAGACCAAUCAUUGACCACAGAGGGACAGGGGGGUUAGUGGGUGUAUACUUUGAGAGUCAUUUCAUUUGAAUCAUUCCCUCACCACUUUAUGCCUAUUUUCGUAUCACCACAUUUCUGUAAGCUGCCUCAGUCGCCCACAAAGAGGUUAAAAUGUGUUCCUGGUUGUUGAUGUUCAGGUGGAUACAAAUGUAUACUAGUACCAGGUGACACGGGGCCAUAAAAGUAAUGUUUAAAUCGAAAUAAGACUAAAGGUAAGGCUGUGACGCUCCUCUCACAGCAGAAAACUAAAUGAAUGAAACCUUCACUAGAAGGGAAAACGAGGGCGCCAGACAAAGUCAUGUUUCCAAAAUCAAAAGGGUUUAUCAAAACAUUCAGCGCCUUGAUCUACAUUGUGUGAUCUACAUUGUGCUCAACUUUUGUGUGAGCUUCAUCAGUGGUAGCUGUUACCUGCUGUUAGAAAACCACAGCUACAGUUGUCAUAGAGAUCCUUCCAUAGAAAAGCUCAGGGAAGUGGCUGUGCUCUACUCUUUAAUGCAGGUCAGACGCUUAAACAGACGUAUAUUUGCCAAAACAACCAGUUUGUCUUUAUUCAUACAGUCUUUUCUCUAAAUAACUCAAAACAAUGUUUGAAAACACUUCAGAUACGGCAUAAAUUAAAUGUAUUAAAAUUAAUUAAAAAUUAAAGUUUACAAGCUUUGGAUUUUUUUUAAUUAUAUUAAAUAGCAUGACGAUGCUACAUCUUUUUUUUUAGCUGAAUAGCAAUGUCAUAAUUGGUAACACAACAUGUGCAUUCAUCUCAAAGCACACUAUUCUGAUAUAGUACAUUUUAGGGAACAAUACGGCAUUUCUUUUGGCACCACCCUCGGGCUGACCCCUUGUCUUUAUCAAACAUGCAGGUGACAUUCCUGAAGUCAAACGGCUGACAUGGCUGUAAAUGUCAUAGCAUCGAAUUCUACUGUAGUUAUUCAACGUCCAACGUUUAGUUGUUUACACCCGGACAACGAUGUGUUCUAUGAGCUGGUUGUGGUUCUGUAAUCAGUCCACACUAUAACUGAAGUAUCAGUCAACCAGAUCUGCUGCUCAUGCUGACAGCUGCUACUAUUAAACCUUGGCUUUAUGAAAUCCCACACACGGUAUGUUUCAUUCCUCAUAGGUUAUGACGUUGUCUGUUCAAAAAUACACACUCCGAAAUGCUUGCCUCCGACGGAACGUUUGGUUUAUAACAGACUGAACGAGCAGUACUCAUUCUUCUUUGAAAGCGGGGAGAGGGAAUGUUAUUGCAAGUCAGUAUAAAGCACAGUACCCGAUGACCCUGGAAAUGCAUGCACUGCACUUAUCUUUUCAAUAUCUAAGGCACUUAACUUCGGAAGGGAGGUUAUGCUAAACCCUGCGCAUAUGUAUGUAUGUAUGUAUGUGUGUGUUUGUGUAUGUAUGUAUGAGUUGUAUUUGUAAGAGGUUACGUGGGCCAAAAUCAGUCCCACUCGGUUAAAAUGACAAAUGAACAAAAUAAAGAUGAUUUGAGGUAUAAUGCAA